AUGCUGGGCUUAGGGCUCGAAUACCUCUCGUCCAGCGACGAUAGUGACCGCGAGCGUAAGGUAUCGAGUUCAUCCCCCUCAGCCACGGAGAAAGCACCAGUGGAGAAACCCGCCCCUGGCCUGAAGCGAAUCCGCAAGCUGCCUUCCCUCCCAUCCACCUUUGACUCGGCGUCGGCGGCGCACAACAACCCGUCCGCACACCAGGGCCGCGUAAGGUCCCGACCCUUCGCCGACGGUGACUAUUACGCCCACGUCUACGUCGAGCUCGAUGUCUCGGCUCCUCUUCGGCGCACCAUCGACGCCACUCUCGCGGAGGCCUCCUCUACCUGUGAGGUUCAUGCCCUAGUCCCCACCGACGGAAAGCUGCACGUCUCUCUCUCCCAUCCCCUCCCUCUCCGUCGUGAUGCGGUGAAAUCUUUUCCCUCUACCCUUUCCCGCACCCUCUCAGGUGCCGGGGCGUUCUCGCUGAGCCUGGCCGGCGCGCCAGUCGUAUACUACAACACCCUGGGCGGCCCGACUCAAGCGGCCGGGCGCGGAAAGCCAACCCCCGGCGCUCGCGCGUUCCUCGGCCUCCGUGUCGGUGCGGGGGCUAGGGAGCUCGCAGACCUACUCGGUAAGCAAGAGGGCGUGCUGGCCAAGAUGCACCUGCCUCUGUAUCAUGCUCAGCCCGAGUUUCACGCGAGCUUCGGAUGGGCGCUGUGUCCCUCUCCACAGGAAGGAGGAGAUAUCAAUCCAGAGGCCACGCCCUUCCCCGUUGGCCUCGUCGCGCGUCUUGCUCAGCACACCGAUCCCGUGCUCGCCGAGCAUCCGGGCUGGCACGUGGGCGCGCUGUGCGUCAAGGUCGCCAAGGACGUCACGCGCAUCCAGUUGUAG
Molecule: messenger RNA, 873 nt
Organism: Cutaneotrichosporon cavernicola
Lineage: Eukaryota; Fungi; Basidiomycota; Tremellomycetes; Trichosporonales; Trichosporonaceae
Exons: 2
Coding region: 1-873 (290 amino acids)
Biological process (GO): U6 snRNA 3'-end processing
Cellular component (GO): nucleus
Molecular function (GO): 3'-5'-RNA exonuclease activity
Source: RefSeq, a predicted model, not a curated record